CAACUUGCCCCGUGUAUUUUUCUAGGCCUACGUGAGGUGCACAAAUACACACCUAUAGCGUUCAAACGACCACAAUCCUCCUUUAUUCAUUCAAACUCAUAAAUCUUUCUUUUCCCCAGCCAGUGAUGUUCUUCUUCAUCUGUGAUGAAACUCUCUGUUGCCUGUUGAGCUCGUUCGCGUCGGCGUGGUGGACGCGCAUGCAUGUUAUGAAUUUGAAACGAGAGAAAUUAAGUUUGAUAUGAAGUAUUUCAUCUCAUAAAUACCGUUUCACUGAGACGAAUAAUUUACAUCGGUGAGUCAUUUAAGAGUUUGGAGAGGAUUUUUGAGAAGAUGUUAGUGAGGUUUGCGUUAAACUGUCACAUGAGGUCUGAUGUCAUACGGGACGCGCGCGCAGGCAGCGGCUCCGGUAAGCUGGCACUCAUCAAUUGAACAGCAGCGGGCCAAAGAAAUCAGCGCAUUGCGCACACACAGCUUUUGAUGGUGGGAUAAAACCUGUGGAUUUUCAUAUCAAUCUGGCAGGUUGCAGCUGGAAAUAAGGAGAUGGACAGCAACGUGGUGCAAAUCUUUAAAGAGGACAAAUGUCCCUCUGCUCACCCCGAAAAGUGUUUACCCAACUUCACGUGGCAGUCUGUCGUCUCGGACAUGUAUAACUAUUCCGUGAAUGAAACCUGGACGAGUGAACAGGAAACCAUGUCUCCCAUCAUUCCCAUUAUCGCUGCUGUCUACUCUGUGGUGUUUGUUGUAGGACUCGUGGGAAACUGCCUUGUUAUGUAUGUCAUCAUCAGGUACACUAAAAUGAAAACCGCCACCAACAUUUACAUCUUCAACCUGGCAGUGGCUGACGCUCUGGUAACCACCACCAUGCCCUUUCAGAGCACCGAUUACCUGCUCAACUCGUGGCCAUUUGGAAAGGUGGUGUGCAAGGUUUUCAUCUCCAUCGAUUAUUAUAACAUGUUCACUAGCAUCUUCACCUUGACCAUGAUGAGUGUCGACCGCUAUGUGGCGGUCUGUCACCCCGUGAAGGCUUUGGACUUUCGCACUCCGGUGAAAGCCAAGCUCAUCAACGUCCUGAUAUGGGUCCUGUCCUCCGCUGCUGGGAUCCCGGCAAUGGUUCUUGGGAGCACUAAGACAAACAAUGGCACUACAGAGUGUGCUUUGCAGUUUCCAGACCCAUAUAUCUACUGGGAUACACUGAUGAAAAUCUGCGUCUUCAUCUUUGGCUUCGUGGCUCCUCUCCUCAUCAUCACCGUAUGCUACACUCUCAUGGUCCUGCGUCUGAAGAGCGUACGGCUGCUCUCAGGCUCGCGCGAGAAAGACCGCAACCUGAGACGCAUCACCCGGCUGGUGCUGGUUGUGGUCGCCGUGUUUGUGGUCUGCUGGACACCCAUACACAUCUUCAUCCUGGUCAAAGCUCUGGCGACCGGAGUGCCCGAGACCACCGCCGUCAUGGCCGCCUACUUCUUCUGUGUGGCGUUGGGCUACACCAACAGCAGCCUUAACCCCAUCCUGUAUGCUUUCCUGGAUGAGAACUUCAAGCGCUGCUUCCGGGACUUCUGCUGCCCGGGCCGGACUGCAGGGGACGGGCACGGGGUCAGCCGCGUGAGGAGCACGCUCCGUGAGCACACGUGCCCCGCGGAGGGCAAAGGUGAAGGAGGCCACGGAAGACCUGUAUGACUAGCCGUGGAGAUGUCUUCCUUUCAUGGUCGGGAAGACUCAAAUGACCUGGGACUGACACAGAUAACCACUGCCAUCUAAGGAGGGUUUCUUUAGAGUAGAUAAAGAGCCCAAUAUAAUUAAAGCAAAAUUAAGGCUUUUCUUGUAUGAAUGGAGUUUUAGGUUCUUAUCAACUUAUACAAGUAUUUGUUGUUGUUUUCUUGAAUUAUGUCAUAUUUGAUGACCAGGAGGAGGAGUGAUGGACCAAAAAUGGUGUAUAAUAAUAAAAGUCCCCUUACAUUAAAACAUCAUCUCAGUGCAGGAUGGUAUCUGCUCUGGGCCUUAGUACGAGUAAUGCCAUUAGUUUAAAAUAUGUGUUGACACUGUAGCCUAAAAACAGCAUUUACAUCUAUAUUUAGUAGAUGCUUUUAUCCAAAGUGACUUGCUUAGAGAGCAUUUAAUAUUUUGUCAAUGAGCACCAGACAAAAACAAUGUUUGUAUGCAUUGUAAAUGGUCACAAAGCUUUUAUUUUGGAUUGUGCAAUGUGUUAUCACUCAGGAAAAUACAUAUCUUUAAUGUGCAAAUCUGUUUUUGAGAGGGAUAAAGCUAAACAAGUCCACUCCAAAAGAAAAUGGCAUAAAGUUAGGAUGAAUUACAUCACGUAUGGUUGAUUCAAACCUACUCAUAUAUUCUUUAUAUUUGAUUUAUGUUAAAAGAUCACGUAAACUGUAUGAGUUGCCUUAAGUCAAGCUUAAGUCUAGUUUAUACUGUCCUGAGAAACAUCAACAGGGACACACCCUUUAGGUUUUGGUUGGGUUUAGACCUGUCAAUAGCCUAUUUAUCCACCAGGUGUGUUUAAAAUGUUGGUAUUGUUGGCCAGUGUGUGAACUAGUAGCACUAUGGAGUCAUAAAUGUUUAUAUUAACAUGAACUCGGUUCGGUUUGUCCAUAUUGGGUUAAAACAACCCAACAUUUUUUUAGAGUGUAAGUAUAAUCAUAUUACAUAAGAUGUAAAUAAUAGUGUCUGUGAAAAAACAGCAAAUGAAAUGUUUGUGCUUUUGGGCAUAGGGCUUUUAAACAACUGACUAAAGGACUGAAGUUACUUACAGUAGUCAGGUUUUUCAAAAUAAUACAUCAUUUCUUUUCCAAUCUAAAAAAGAUGUACAUUUCUAAUGCAUGUUUAAUCUUUGAGUAGAAUAAUGUUUAUGUAUAUGACACAGUAUGAUACGGUUAGAAGUAAUUGUUGUGAUAAAACUAAAUUAUUUAUCAUAAUGUAAAAAGCAAAACACGAAAUAUACGUGGCAGGUGUGGUAUGCAUACCUCUUGUAAUAAUACUUUUAAUGUGAAUGUUGAUUUUUUUGUUGAAAGUUUAGUUUAGGUUGAUAAUGUUGACGCAUUUCUAAUGUUGCCUUUUGGUGAUGUGUAUUCACAAAGCAAAAAAAAAACUAUAAUGAACUCCUGAUGACAUCUUGACAAAGAUGGCUUCAACAUUUCUUUUAGGUUAACUGUGUUAAGUGUGGAUGACUGUGUUAAGACUGGAUGGGAUCUGUUAUUAUUCACUUAUAUACGGAUAUAGAUUAUGACAUCAUCUGUACUCUUUUGUCAUAGCAGUAUUAGCAAUGAAUUGCAAAAGUGUGAAAAAUGUAAUGACCUUUGUGCCUUUGGUUUUCAUGGUUAAUCAAUGACAUUAUUGCUUAGAUUUGUUUAUCUUAAAUGCUUUAUACAGCAUAUUAAAAUGUAGAAAGACAAAGGCUUCUAAUACGUUCAUUGUUGUGCUUGUACUAUAAUUUAACAAAAGAUCUAGAAAAUACGUUUGGCACUCAGCUUAUGAUUUAAUAUGUGCACUUUUUGUAAUCGAUUGAAAUGAGCUUUGCUAUGGCACACGUACCUUGCUUGUAUAAUAUUACUUGUAUUUUAAAAUGAUAUUGUCAAUAAAUUAAAUUAAUA
Molecule: messenger RNA, 3599 nt
Organism: Misgurnus anguillicaudatus (oriental weatherfish)
Lineage: Eukaryota; Metazoa; Chordata; Actinopteri; Cypriniformes; Cobitidae
Gene: oprk1
Product: opioid receptor, kappa 1
Biological process (GO): neuropeptide signaling pathway; sensory perception of pain; G protein-coupled opioid receptor signaling pathway
Cellular component (GO): neuron projection; plasma membrane
Molecular function (GO): neuropeptide binding; dynorphin receptor activity
Source: RefSeq, a predicted model, not a curated record